GUAGGUAGAGCUAUACAUAUUUACUUAUGUAAGUAUUUUACGAAUAACUUUAAAUUACAUAGUUCAAUAUGUUUAAAAAAACCAAAAAGUGUGAAAAUGAACAGUGCGAUGUGUCAAAUAUUCUGGAAAAGUUCGGCAAAUAUCAAAUCCUGCAGUAUUUCUACGCUUGCCUCCCGGCGAUGUUCGUUUCUAUGAUCAAUGUGAAUUAUAUUUUUGUUGCGGGAGAGGUAAAUCAUAGAUGUCGAGUACCAGAAUGUGAGUCUUCAUGCCCUGAAAUGGCGGUGUCCUGGUGGCCAGCAGCACACGUCGACCACUGCUCCAAGCCAGUGCUGAACAGCACCAUCCUAGAAGAUAACCUCUGCACCAACCUAAGCUUUACUGGCGCAGUCGAAGAAUGCAAGGAUUGGAUAUAUGAGAAUAACAACACCGUUUUUUCCAUGUUCAACUUAGCAUGCCAUCCGUGGAAACAGAGUCUGAUCGGAGCUGUGCACAACAUCGGAAUGGCCUUAGCGACGCUAGUGGCUGGCUGGAUGGCAGACAGAUUCGGCCGCAAGCCCAUUAUAGUCGUUUGCUCUAUUGGCUGUUUGCUGGGCAACCUGAAGACCCUGGCUACGUCAUAUCCAGUGUAUAUUGCACUUGAGUUUCUGGAAGCUGCUAUAUGCGGCGGAGUUUACUCUGUUGGGUCAGUUAUAAUGAUUGAAAUCGGGAACAAGAAAAACAGAAUGCUGGCUGGAGUUCUUUUCGCAUAUGCCAUAUAUAUGGGCGAAGCUGUUUUCGCAGUGGUCGCUAUGCUGGUGCCGUACUGGAAAACCCUGAUCCAUAUAAUUUGCAGCCCGACUCUUCUUUUCAUCACCUAUGUACUACUUGUAAGGGAGAGCCCUCGAUGGCAAAUAUUAAACGGAAAGGUGGUCCCGGUAAAGAGUACCCUGAAACUUAUAGUGAAGACAAACAAACUGAACGUUAAAACGGAAGAUAUAGAUAAUUUGGAUGAAGAGAAACUUAAAAGUACGUAUAGUAUGGAAAGUAACACAACGAAAGAGGGGUUUAGAGAAGUAUUCAGGUGUAGAGAGGUUCUGAAAAGGUUUCUAGUAGCGACCGCUUGUCGGUUCACCGUCACUUUUAUCUACUACGGUCUGAUCAUCAACUCCGUUUGGUUGCCGGGGAAUAAAUAUACGAACUUCCUGCUGGCUGCUGUUAUGUCCUUCCCUGGCGAACUGAUGUCCAUGUACCUGAUGAACAGGGUUGGGAGAAAGAAGCCGCUCAUAUACGGAUAUCUGAUUAGUGGAAUAGCCUGCAUAGCUUGUGGAGCUGUGCCUGGAUCAAUCACGUGGCUAAAGAUAUCCCUGUUCCUAAUCGGGAAGCUGGUGACGUCAGCAUGCUACACCGGCAUCGUCACGUAUACCAUGGAGCUGUUCCCCACCAGCGUGAGGGGAUCUAUGUUAGGACUGUGUAGUCUGGCCUCCUCUGUGGGAAACAUGGUAGCACCUUUGACACCAGUACUGACUUCAAUAUCACCAGUCUUGGCUCCUAUUUGCUUCGGAUGCACAGCUGUUAUAGCUAGUUGCCUCCUCACCCUCACUCCAGAGACCAGGGACCUUCCGCUCAUGGAUACGAUAGACCAAGUGGCUAGAAGUGUGGCAAUUGAUAAUGAUAAAACUAUUAAAGGAAAUAAAAAACAUAACGGGAAUAUGAAAAGUCCUGAGGAUGUUAGGAGAUGCGAAGUGUUCUAAAUAGCAACCAGCAUUUAAUAUAAGUAGGUACUUAGUGCAUUUGUAGAUGUAACUACGUAAGUUAGGAUUUAGUUUUGUACUUAAAUAAAAAUUUGAUUUAAAUGUUUUUUUUUAAUUAG
Molecule: messenger RNA, 1849 nt
Organism: Maniola jurtina (meadow brown)
Lineage: Eukaryota; Metazoa; Arthropoda; Insecta; Lepidoptera; Nymphalidae
Product: organic cation transporter protein-like
Exons: 8
Coding region: 69-1730 (553 amino acids)
Biological process (GO): transmembrane transport
Cellular component (GO): membrane
Molecular function (GO): transmembrane transporter activity
Source: RefSeq, a predicted model, not a curated record